Messenger RNA from Caenorhabditis remanei, 5118 nucleotides. RefSeq lists its product as uncharacterized. The transcript is spliced from 11 exons. NCBI's taxonomy places the organism in Eukaryota, Metazoa, Nematoda, Chromadorea, Rhabditida, Rhabditidae. Bases 1 to 5118 code for a protein of 1705 amino acids. The record is from RefSeq and is a predicted model, not a curated record.
AUGUCGGACGACUUAUUCCCAAGAAGACGUCCUCUCAGCCCACUUGAUGGGUAUGAGGAUGAGGAAAUCGAUGGAAAGAUAACGAGAGAAAAAUACCUAGCAUACAAAGCGAAACUCAAUGAGGAGGCUCAAAGAAAAAUUGAAAAAGCUUAUCUCGAUUGGGAUCUUCCCCGUAAAAACGAUCCACGUACUCCGGAACCUCGUUGGGAGAUGACGGAAGAAGAAGAGUUACACUGGAGAAGUUUGCAGAGAGAUUUCAUCAAUGAUGAAAAAUACGCGGGCUUUGCAGUCACAAACGACCCCGUUCCAGAAAAGGAAGUGGAUCCCAAAAAUCUACCAAGGAGAUAUAGACAACCACUGAUUUUCUUAUCUAAUGCGCAAGUUGAUAAGCACACGGAGGAAGAGGAGCGGAUUACUCAAAUGAUAAGAGUAGAGGAUACCGCUGGGAUCAAUAGAUCAUUUCGUCGCAUGUACAAGAAAGGAAAUGUUAGACCGCGGAAUGCUUCUGAAAGACGAAGAGGUCAUGAUGAAGCAUUCUAUGAUGAGAUUUCACAAGAUGUUUUGUCGGAUGAACCACCGAAAAAGAUCAAGAAAACCCCACAUGUACCAACAAAAGGUAUAGAAAAAGAAUGGAUCCCGUCAAAUAGUGCUCGUUUUGAAAAAGCAUAUAGUGAAAGAUCCAAAAAAAGAUCCGAAAGAAGGAGCAGGAAGGCAAAAUCUGGAUCCAAUGUCUCUCAGAAGUCUUCUUCAGCGACUACUGGAGUCCUGGAAAAACCGAAAAAGAAGGAGGUGCGAAUUCCACGAGAGCCUGACCCAACUCCACGGGAGACCAACAAACGGAUCCGUGAUUGGCUCCAAACAGUUGAGAAGCCGGGUCCUGAACAAAGCAGAGAACGGAUUGACUAUAAACUGUUCCACAGAAUUCCGUUGACCCCUACGGAACGUGUGCAGCAUCUGUGCUUCCACCAUCCAAAGGAUGUGAUGUUGACUGAGGAGGAACUAGAGAAAGGAGAGUAUUUCUACAAUUUGAAUCGAGUCAAAGAGAUGAGAAAGAUUCCAAACGUUGAGGUGGAAGUUAUGUCAGAAGAGCCUGAUGAUGACAUGAUCGUUGAAAGCGUCAGGAUGUCGGAUGUGGAUUUGGAGAAGGUUGUGAAGAAUCCCCCAAUGGAAUUCUCUGAAAUUGGUGAAAAUAAGGAUGGCUCCGAGCCAAUUGAUUAUGAGGAGCAGUACUUAUUAUAUCAGAAACAACGCCGUAAAUCAUCGAGACCCCAUCGCAGUAUUGAAGAGAUUCAACGUAACCUGCUAAAAAUCAAAAAAAUGGAACAAGAAGUCACAACACACCUACUUGAACAAUGGUUCGAUUGGCAAGAAUCCAAAAAAGGAAGACCAACAAAAGAUGAAAUUCUUGAGGAAGAGUAUGACCUCUACCUUCAGAUGCAUUGUGAAGAAUUUGACACACAGCCAAUGAAUUAUAAAGACUAUGAAAAAUUUUUUGAUGAGCAAGUGGAAAAGGAACGCAGUCGACAUCCGAAGGGAAUGACAUGGCAAGAAGCGGAGGAUGAUGAGGAUAACAACGCUUUCUUUGAAUUCAAAAACAAGUAUGAUGAACAUUUUGCUGCGCAGAAACGGAAGUGGGAGAACGCACUGCACAGAGCAAAAGAAAGGAUUCGAAUUCCACUGGUGAAGGCUGAAAUGGAAAUUGUAGAAGACGAACUCAUUGCGACUGCUCAUCAAUUGAAUGAGGACAAAUGGAAUGGAGAUGGAGAUUCGGAAGAGUGGGAUCAAAGAUAUCUGAAAUAUAUCUACGGUAGUGAUGAGCUCAUUGAGCGGACACCAUCCAUGGAUCCACCGUUAAAAGAAACGUUCAAGGAGAAGGUGUUGCGGAUUGCAGAAAGAAGAAUGUUGCAAAGGAAAUUUGAGGUUCAUUGUGGAGAAUGGUUGAGGGUGUUCACAGAACAGAAAGAAGAACAAGAAAGAAGGGACGCAGAAUAUAAGAGACAAAGAAAAGAGUCUGGAGAAAAGGAACCUGAAAUCCGUGAUCCUGACGAAGAGGCCUACGAAGCACUGACAGAAGAAGAUAAAAAACAUAUGAAUAUACUAAGGCUAGACCCAGAGAAUGAGGAAGAAACAUUCCCUACGCCGGUCCAGCCAUGGGUUAUGCCCGAAGGUCCUAUACCGAUACUGGGACCGGAGGUACCCAGAAUCAUUGUAUAUGAUAUACACGACAUUGAUCGGAUGUCGAAAGCAAAGCUGAGAGGAAGAGGGAAGAAGGGCGGGAAGAGAGGUGCUCCGAAGAGAGGAUCCAAGAAUGCGUUGGAGUCGAUUGAAGAGGAGGAAGGAGAAGUUGGAGCCCCAAUCUUCAAAGUACCGUUCCCAAUCGUUGAACCACCAGCUGAAGUCGUUGCUCCGGAACCUGAGCCAGAGAUAAAAAGACAUGAAAGACCAUUCUGGAAGGACCUCAAAGAUACCGACCCCAGACAUCCCAAUUACAUCAACCCGGAAUGGAUAGUGGCGGCGACGAAAGAGUUUGGUGUACCGCUUUUACCGAAUGGCAGAUGUCCCAGUCCGGACGAUGACGAAUAUAUGCCAAAGGGAAAAUCAGAGUACCAACUGUUCAAGGAGAGAGAGGCGGAAAGACUUAGGAAGUUGGAGCUCAUGGAAUAUUCUGACGAAGAAAUUGUGGAUGACGAUGUUCCAGUGGACCCUGAACCCGUUUCAGAAUUCCAGAUGGAGUCGAGCCCGAUUUCCGAAAAACGGGUAUCUCGUACUCCAUCAGUUCUCCGUGACGAAGAGCUCAAUGAGCCAGCUGCUCCAGAAUAUCAGUACACUGCAGAUGAGUUGCUUGGAGACUUGGAGGAGAAAGUGUUGACAGAAGAAGAAGAUACUAGCGGGGACAAUGGGCUACUGGAAGACGUCUUGGUUGCAGAGGAACCUAUCACAGUCGAGGAACCAAUUCUGGUGGAGCCUGAAACUGAUUCGGUGAUAGUUCCGGAAGAGGAAGCUGCUAUGGAGUAUGGAAUAUUGGAAAAGUCGGAUGAAGCUAUAAAAGUCAAAACUCCUCCAAAGAAAACAUCCAAGUCGGUCAAGAAAUCUGUUUCAGUUGAGCAGCAAUCUGAUCCACUUGAUGAGAAUGCUCUUCUAGAUGGAGCAUUCGAAGCUCAGGAAGAGAUUGAUGAGGCUGCACUUUUGGAUAAAGAAAUUUCAGUUGAGCCAGAGAAUCUUGUUAUCCCGGAAGAGGACUCUCAUGCACUACUUCUUGACGAUCCAAGUCUCGUCGAGCCAGAGUCCACUGCACCUGACUUCCAGUAUGAGGAUCUGGAGAAGGAGUAUGGACAGCCAGAAAAAGAAGCUACCCCAGCGCCAGCGCCAACUGUAGUCGAGCCAGCUCCAGAUGCACCAAGGAAGCGAGGACGGCCAAAGAAGAGAGUUCCACCACAAGCAGCUGUUGGCACUGUUGCAAAGAAACCAGCUCCUGAAAAAGAGGAGGAACCUAAAGAAGAAACGAAGAAACCAGCAGCAGGAAGACGUGCUCGUAAACCAGAAGAAGCACCUGAGCUUGUCACAGGACCAAGAACGAAGCGUACAUACGUCUCUGCGAACAAUCCACUUCCACGUGUCCGUGAUUUCGUUGAACCUGUGGCUCCAGCAGAUGAGGAGCCAGACAGAUUGACUGGAGUUGCAGGAGCAUGCAGAGCUGGAUCACCAGGUGGAACACCAGAAAAGCUGAAACAUAUGUCCUCUGCCAUGCGGAAGCUCAUCGAGGUGGAUAGAGAGGAAAGCGUGGUUCCCCAGGAGAAUGUACCGAUUCCAGUAGAGGAGAUCAAGACAGAGGAUCAGUGGGUUAUUCCAGAACCAAUCACCCCCUACUCCCGCCAGUCAAAGAAAAGACAGCGUGAAGCGCUCAAUCAAAAUAUUUUGGAAGAAAUUAAGGAAGAAAUUGAAGGAAAUAACCGCGAGAAUGACUGUGUCAUCGUCUUCGCGCAGGUCGGGCCGCCCAUUGUCAAAAUAGAGGAUGAUCCGGAGUUGGUUGUCAUGAGGGCAAACUUCAAUAAUGAACAGUUGACUCAACUGGAGCCAGAGAUACUUCCAGUUAAACGUAUCGAUCCAAAAGGAAAAGAACAUCCAACUCACAUGUGGUUGAUAACUCAUAAGAUGUGGGAGGGGGUCAACGAGCUCUUCAUGACUGACCCGGAGAAAUUCUCGAAUCUUAUGAUGAUUCUGGUGGUUGACAGCAAAAGGAGAGGCAAUGUUUUUAGGUACGACGUGACGGUGGUUAACAGAACCAGCGAGUUCACUCCAGCAUUCAUAAAUUACUUGUCAGAAUGCAGGAAAACUUUGACAAUCGAGCAAGAGGAGUCCAUGGAAUACAACACGUUCUUUAAAAGAUACAAUGAAAUGGCGACCGCGUUCCUGGGGGAUCACCAUAUCUCUGCUUACAUUCUUCAUCAAGUUGUCGAAAAUAUCAAAACAGUCAAAAAUGCGAUUCGUGAAGAUUGCCCGGCUGGAAGUUUGCGAGAGAACGAGAGAGAGGCUCUUGCCACGUGCGAACGAAUUCUUAUCGGACAAUAUAUUGAAUCGAUUAUGAAGAUGGCUCAUAUCUCACAAGUCAAGUGGGCUACGAAUACUCAUGUGAAGAGACGAUUGGAAAUGAUCUACCACGGAUGGAAAAUGUUCCUCUGCACCGGUGGUUUCUUCCGUCUCCUUCUCGCCAUAAAAAUGGACAAACCGAUUAGUGAUGUUUUCCGGAAAUACUGCCAGGAGUAUGUGGAAGAAAUCGAUAUUCUCUACGCUAGAGCCAUCGAGAUUUAUAAGAAAACUGACGAGGAGGUUCUGAAGGAUAUGGAGGAGACGUCGGGUAUCACGGCAGCUGAUAUUGCAAAGGUUGAUGCUGACAUUCAAGUGAAGAAGAGUGAAACGCACACACAUCGCUGCUCCACCUGCUUGAUCAGAAGUCAAGAUGCCUACUUCUCUAGCAGCGAGCUUCUUGACAUUCACGAGAAAAUCCACACCUCCGACAUGGAAGAGUGCGGAAAGUGUUUCUCGGACUUGUUGGUGCCAGAACUCGUCAUGCAUCGAAUCAUUACGCACUACUCGAUGCGUGUUCAAGACGACUAUUAA